Jatropha curcas is the source of this 2649-nucleotide messenger RNA. RefSeq names its product Ankyrin repeat family protein with DHHC zinc finger domain-containing protein (gene TIP1). Gene Ontology annotation, cellular component: Golgi membrane. The record is from RefSeq and is a predicted model, not a curated record. Gene Ontology annotation, biological process: protein palmitoylation. Gene Ontology annotation, molecular function: protein binding; palmitoyltransferase activity. NCBI's taxonomy places the organism in Eukaryota, Viridiplantae, Streptophyta, Magnoliopsida, Malpighiales, Euphorbiaceae.
GAUUUUGGAAAUGUCUAGGUGCGGAUAUUCAUAGGCAAAGAAACGCGAAUGCGGUUUCGACUUCUGUCAUCUUCUCUCUUUCUCUCUCUCUCUCUCUGGUUAAUGUAUGUAUAAUCCCCUUCCCCCAGUCAACACGGACGGCUAAAAGACCCAGCCCAAAGCUCCCUCUCUCUCUCUCUCUCUUUCUUUCUCUCCCUAUCCUUCCAAGAAAAACCCUUACGGCAUCACAUUUAUAAAUUCCUUAAAUCAUUUCAAUUUCCCAUUUUAAUUAAUUCUUUGAUUGAAGUCAGCGCCAAAACAAUCCGUCCAUAUCAACCCCAAUUCUUUUCUUGUUUAAAACUUUGCUCUGUGACUGCGAAUUUCGUAUUGACGAAAUGUCAUCUGAGAUCGAGGUGGUGGAGGAGGAGGUACAAUUUGCCAAUGGGGAAGCGGCAUCAUCUGUUAAUGGAGCCAAUGGGAUCGCUAAUGGUGACGCUGUUGGCGAGGAUAGCUUGAGGAACGAUGUUUAUACCGCUGCUGCCUAUGGGGAUUUGGAGAAGCUUCAGAGAUUGGUGGAGAGUGAGGGUUGUUCUGUAUCCCAGCCUGAUAGCCUCGGUUACUAUGCUUUACAGUGGGCCGCUUUGAAUAAUCGAACUGCUGCUGCUCAGUAUAUUAUUGAGCAUGGAGGAGAUGUAAAUGCAGUAGAUCAUACCGGGCAGACAGCAUUGCACUGGAGUGCAGUUCGGGGUGCAAUCCAAGUUGCAGAGCUUUUACUCCAAGAGGGUGCUCGCGUAACUGCUGCUGAUGUUUAUGGAUAUCAGACAACACAUGUUGCUGCUCAAUAUGGUCAGACAGCUUUCCUCUAUCACAUUGUCUCAAAAUGGAACGCAGACCCUGAUGUUCCUGAUAAUGAUGGAAGAAGCCCUUUGCACUGGGCUGCUUAUAAAGGUUUUGCCGAUUGCAUACGCCUUCUGUUGUUUCUGGAUGCUUAUAGGGGACGGCAGGAUAAAGAGGGUUGCACCCCUCUCCAUUGGGCUGCAAUUAGGGGUAACUUGGAGGCAUGCACAGUGUUAGUACAGGCUGGCAAGAAAGAAGACUUAAUAGUUACUGAUAAUACUGGCCUUACACCAGCCCAGCUUGCUUCUGACAAGAACCACAGACAAGUUGCUUUUUUCCUUGGGAAUUCUAGGAAAUUACUUGACAAACGUUGUGAUGGGAAUAGCCGCCUUGGACGUCUCUCAAAGUUUGGACUUGCUCCUGUACUUUGGGCUGUAAUACUGCUACUAUUGGUGAUCUUUAUUCAUUCUGUCAUUAUGGAUCCUAAUCUACCAAGGUUAACAGCUGGUUUUGGCCUUCUUGCCUGGUUGGGUGUUUUCCUAGCAACUGUUGGACUAUUUAUGUUUUAUAGGUGUAGCAGGAAGGAUCCAGGUUACAUUAGAAUGAAUGUGCAUGAUCCAGAAAACAUGAAAGAUGAUGAACCUCUUUUGAAGAUCGAAAUAAAUAAUCCUGCAUUGCUAGCUGGAAAUUGGUCUCAACUUUGUGCAACAUGCAAGAUUGUUAGACCUCUUCGUGCAAAGCACUGUUCCACAUGUGAUCGUUGUGUUGAGCAAUUUGAUCAUCAUUGCCCAUGGGUAUCUAAUUGUAUCGGCAAGAAAAACAAAUGGGAUUUCUUUGUGUUUCUUGUUCUAGAAGUUUCAGCAAUGUUGCUUACUGGUGGGGUGGCUCUUACAAGAGUUCUGACUGAUCCAGCAGCUCCCUCUACAUUCGGUUCAUGGAUAAACCAUGCUGUUGUUCAACAUACUGGUGCUGUUUCAUUUCUGAUUGUGGAUUUUUUCCUGUUCUUCGGUGUGGCAGUAUUAACGGUCGUGCAAGCUUCUCAGAUAUCUCGCAAUAUAACAACAAAUGAAAUGGCCAAUGCGAUGCGUUACAGCUAUCUUCGAGGUCCAAGUGGUCGCUUCAGAAAUCCAUAUGAUCAUGGUGUCAGAAAGAAUUGUUCAGAUUUCUUGAUCAAUGGCUACAAUGAAGAUGUGGAGUAUAUUGAAGAUUCUCCACAUUCUGAGGGGAUUGCAAUGAUGCAUGUGAUGAGGAAUUCAAGCACGCAAAAUGGGGAUGUACACUCUCCUCACAUCAAUGGCAAUGGCCACAUUGCCAUUAAUGUGAAUCCCGACACUAAAGUCCAUCAAGGUCAUGUCCAUUCUUCGCAUUGCAGCCAUAGUAACCAUGGGAAGUCCAAAACAGAUAGCGUUCCUUUGGGUUUGGGUCUUGGUCUUGGACGGAGCAAUGCUCGUACUGUUGCAGCUUCAUGAUGAUGUUUCAAUUUGAUACAGUCUGAAACUGAUGUGUAUUGUAUCAUAUUGCAUCUGAUUAACCUUUUGUAAUGUAAUUGAUUGUUGCUUCUUUUUGCCCCCCUAAAUGGCGGUAUUCUUGUAAAAAAUUUUACUCUGAUAAGGUCGUAGACUUAGCCAUCAGUGUUAAUGGCAGAUUUACAUUCAGUUAGCAUACAACUGUAGCAGUCUGAGGGUGAGCCUUUUCCACUCUUCCACUUGGUGGCAUCUUCUUCCUCAUUGUUUAUUUUUGUACUUGUCUCUUCCUUACAUUGAUUCCGAUCCACUUAGUGAGAUUUGAGCAUGAAGUUUCAUAUGUGAAAUUACAAUUUUUUUCUUCUUGAUA